GUCUGGCCAGGGCCGAAGCGGACCCUUCCGCAGUGUACCGUAGAACUUUACCGCGUGCCCUUUGCCCUUUUCCAUGUGAUGAUUAAUGCCACCUCUACCAGGUCCCGCGAAAAGACGGUGCCUUGCCUUGCCUCGCCUUGCCUUGCCUAUACCAAGCAGAGGGAAGAAGACACGCACUUCGUAGUACAUACAUGUAGCUAUGGAGGGCCAGGCCCCGGAUCAGAUGAUGCAGGGAGGCCAACACGCGUUCCGCGCCGCCGACGGAUCGCAGCCCGACUUGCCCAAAAGCACCAAACGGCAGCGAGUAUCACAGGCCUGUGGGCCGUGUCGAGACCGGAAGACUCGAUGCGACGGCCGCCAACCGAUAUGCCGUGCAUGCGAGACCAGAGGCGUGACCAAAAGCUGCAACUUCGACUACGUGCGGAGACAGCGGCAGCCUCGAGCAUCGGGAGCGAGUGUUGGACACUCGCCGCAGUCAGACAGUCUUCGCCACAUCCGAGAACUCGGAUCGGAUCCACGCAACCACGCGGCCGCUCAGGCGUUGUCAGACUUGGGACAACAGCCUCGAGAGGUCGUUGCCCCUGCCUCAAUGUCUACUACCAGCACCGUCCGCCCUUCCGAUUCCGCUCCCAGUGCACCGUCCGUCGCGGGCCAGUACCAGCCUACAUGGAGCACAACGUCGCGCGCAGAUGGUUUAGCUACCUUGGCCGAUGGCAGCGAUGGCUCCAUAUAUGGACCAUCGUCAGCUGUGGCAUUUCUACGCCAUGUCAUGCCUCACAAGUCGGGGACAGCGACACCGGUAGAGCCCAGCUUGCUCGAUCCGGACGUGAAGCCUCGACCAUCGGUGCCUCUCCCAGAUCGACAUCUACCCCGGAGUCACGGUCUAGCAGUGUUACCACGAAGACGUGAAGCAGACAACUUCCUGCUCUGUUACUGGGAGUUCAUACAUCCUCUCUUUCCCGUGCUUCACCGGCCGGCCUUUUUACGCAAGUAUGAGUCAUUAUGGAUCGAUACCGACGAUAAUAACAACAAAGCCAACGAGUCCGAGGUGGAAGAUGCCAUUUUCACUUCGACACUCAACUUGGUAUUCGCCAUAGGCUGUAAAUUCAGCAGCAUAAUCGAGGCGGCACAAAAGUCCACUGUCGCAGAAGAUUUCUUCCAGCGGUCGCGACAGUCAUAUGCUUUUGACAUAUUGGACUCUACCUCCAUCGCGGUGGUACAGAUGCUGGUGUUAACAGGCGUGUAUCUACAGUCGACCCAGCAUGCUAGCAGGUGCUGGAACUCAAUUGGGUUAGCGAUACGUAUGGCCCAGAGCAUUGGCUUGCAUGUCAACCAUAGCGGGCGCCAGCAGAUGUCACAGGUCGAACAACAAAUGCGUCGUAGGAUUUGGCAUACUUGCAUACACCUCGAUCGCCUCCUUUCUAUGACAUUCGGAAGGCCUGCGAUGAUUGAGAAGCAAAUUGAUGUGCCGGCUCCUGCACUGAUCGACGACGAAUAUCUGGCUGAUCGAGGUGUCGGAAGCCAAGCCACUGGUGUGCUCUCGCGGCUUGGAAUGUUCAUUUACUCCUCGCCGCUCAUGGAACUCCUUGAGGAGAUCCUAGAACGCUUCUAUCGACACAGUAGCCUGUCUCAAAACCGGAGUAGCUUCCCGGAAACUACUGAUAUAGUCACGCCUGUGCUGGUUAUCAACAGAAAGCUCGAUGACUUCGCGGAAACCGUUCCAGACUAUUUGCGCGUCUCAAACAAUAGUAGCACGCCAGGUAGGAAUGAGGAUCAUAUACUGCUGCAGCAACAAGUCUUGCAUAAUCGAUUCCUCUUCAUUCGCAUGCUAUCUCUCCGGCCCGUCCUGCUGGCAGCAACGAAGCGAGGCUCCCGACCAUUGACGAAAUACUCGCUCGAUGACGAUGUGAUCCGCAGCUGUUGCACCCGGUGCGUCUUAACAGCGUCCCGGCUGGUAGAUGGGAUUCACGACACAUUCUACACAUUGUACCGAAGUUCUGGCUGGCACUCAGUCUACUUCACGUUCAGUGCAGCAAUGACUCUGCUUGCGUCAUGGAAGAUUGACCAUUUGUUCUCGGGACCUGAAGGAGACACCAGAGAGACGACAUGGUCACGUUGUUUGGUGAUCUUGGAAUAUUAUGAGAAUCAAAUUCAUUCGGCCGAGCAUGCUAUCAAGAUUCUCAAAUCUCUCAAGCUGCAGAUCACAUCACGAGCACAAGCAUCAACAGUCACACAAGAGUCGCCCACCCAGCUGGACCCAACUCUCCGACCGACACCCAACACGGAGGGCGCGACUUCGACCACGGCCGACUUGUAUUCGACCCUCAGUAUGGACGAGUCGGAUCUGUUUGGCACUGAUAACAUCUCAGAGGCCUGGUAUGGACAACAACUGAUCAAUCUAGAUUGGCUCGAGAUUCCUCAGCUAUUGGCCAGGCCUGACUUUGAAUUCUUCAAAGACUCGACAGCCGCGUCUUGGUCCAGCACCAUCAAAUCCGGAUGCCCUGCUUCGACUCCCACGUGGCUUUCGCAUCCACUGCCCGUGAUACUCAAUUGA
Sphaerulina musiva SO2202 is the source of this 2554-nucleotide messenger RNA. RefSeq names its product Fungal_trans-domain-containing protein. The record is from RefSeq and is a predicted model, not a curated record. The transcript is spliced from 9 exons. Gene Ontology annotation, cellular component: nucleus. Bases 200 to 2554 code for a protein of 784 amino acids. Gene Ontology annotation, biological process: positive regulation of transcription from RNA polymerase II promoter by galactose; DNA-templated transcription. Gene Ontology annotation, molecular function: RNA polymerase II cis-regulatory region sequence-specific DNA binding; DNA-binding transcription factor activity, RNA polymerase II-specific; zinc ion binding. Lineage: Eukaryota; Fungi; Ascomycota; Dothideomycetes; Mycosphaerellales; Mycosphaerellaceae.